UUGCUAAUAAGAAGAUAAUUUCCCAGCUCAUCAUCAGUUUGUUAUUGCGCAUCCAGAUACGGCUGCUGCUGCUCAAGCUGAAGCGACCUGAGUAGCAUGCUUCUUAAUCUUCGCCACCAACGCGUCCCUGUCGGCACCCAGAACCCUGUCCACGAUCUUGCCUUCCUUGAAGAAGAGAAAGGUUGGCAUGGCUUCCACAUCAAGCUCCACAGCAACACUCUGUCAAAACACAGGGAAAAUCAC
Linum tenue is the source of this 243-nucleotide messenger RNA. The record is from the annotation of a GenBank genome assembly. Lineage: Eukaryota; Viridiplantae; Streptophyta; Magnoliopsida; Malpighiales; Linaceae.